Molecule: messenger RNA, 5586 nt
Organism: Leishmania major strain Friedlin
Lineage: Eukaryota; Euglenozoa; Kinetoplastea; Trypanosomatida; Trypanosomatidae
Exons: 1
Coding region: 1-5586 (1861 amino acids)
Source: RefSeq, a predicted model, not a curated record
AUGGAGGCGCUUGUGCACAACUGCCCCGCCAGCGAAGAUGGCGAAGGCGCGCUGCUGGCCUGGACAUCCGACUGGCUGACGUUCGACCGCGACACCGACCCCUGUGCAAUACUCGCCUUCUCUGGGGAGGUGCGCGCUCUGCAUCCGCGCCGUAUGGGCUCCACUUUGGCCGAUGUCCUUGUCGCGUUGUACGCGUACGUCGUGCGCCAUGGAGGCCGUGUCAGCGGCGGCCGCUCGGUGGCAGCGACUGAUAAGACGGGCGGAAGAACAACACUGGGCACCGCUGCUGGCUCACUUCACAGUCUGGGUCGCGACGUGGAAGACGGUUGGUGGGUCGUGCUCGUCGACCUUGCCCAGUUUCUCUUCUCCUGUUGGGAUCUGCUGUUGGUCGGCUUGCCGACGCCUUUGUCGCAACAGGUGCCGCCGUUGCACACCAACAUGGCGAUUCUAACUUCCCACGAGGCUUCGUUACAGUGCCGUAGUGCUGUUUGUGACUGCUCACCCGCUGGCCCGUUGUCAUCGCUGAUUUUGCUUGGGGAAACGGGCGACGGCGUGCCUGAGGAGGACGCACGGCAGUGCUGCUACUGGGAAGGAGAGGAGAAGGAGCCUGUGCAGCGCUCCGGGUCUCACGAGAGCGUCGCUCAGGUGACCGCCGAGUCCGUGCACGACGUAGUUCGCCGAGUUAUAAGUGAGAUUUUCUCUGUCGCCGACGACGACGCAGCUACCAUUGAGGCAGGUCACAGCGGCGGCCCGCUCCGGAGCCCCGCUGCCGCCGCCACAUUUCUGAAGCUGGUGCAAGCCUCUCCCCUGCUCCGGCGGCUUGUAUGCUCUUCUCCACUUCUCAUCCGCUCCCUUGCGCGGUACCUCCUACCACGGCUCGUUUCGCUGCAUCACCGUCAGCAACAGCAGCAGCUCCAUCAUCACGCCCCCGGUGAGCUAGGGGGAAAAAGUGCAGUGGCUGCCACCGCCAUCGAAGCACUGCUUUCCACGCUAUACGCCGUCUCCUCAUCUGCAGCCUUGUCUACAUCGAUGUGGUCUGCGCAGCCGCUGCUAGUCGUCGCGUCGCAGCUGUCGUGCCGCUGCCGCUCUUCGGACUGUGAGAUGUCACCGGCAUCCUCGCUUGCUGACAGCGACGGCGCCACGCUGCUCAAAACCCUGUGCGCGGUGCUGCAGUCUUGUUGUGGGGCAUACCCGUCCCCGUUGCGCCUACAGACCUUGCGGCUUUUGCACCUGCUGAGCUCUUCACCCACGACGCGGCACGCGCUCUUCUCCUCGUGCCACCGCGAUGAAGUGCCAAGCAUGUUUUCGAUGCACGAGGAGAAGCCAGAACCAGAAGAUGCAGCAGCUGCUGCCGCGGCCGUGUCGAGCUCUCAGAGGCGGAGUGUGCUGGAUGUUGCACCGCACCUGCUGCCGCUAUUGCUCAGCGGCGAGGGCGAGGAAGAAUCGGUCCAGCUCAGCUGCAGCACGCUGCAGCUGAUACUCCUCCACGUUCAGUCUCCACGUCUUUAUGCGCCACUCUCCGACCAUCACAACAACACUGCCCACACCACAACCACGGCAGCAGCUGGUGUGACCGCCACCUUCACCGAAGACGGUAUCGUCGGGACCGCAGAUGACGUGUCGGGCAUCAAGGCGGCAGCUCACCUCGCGCACCACAUAAAAGACUACGCGAUGCAGGCGCUCUACUCCUGCACGUGCAAGACCGGGUACGCCUUGGUUGGGCUGCUGGACAGUGCGGCGUGUGUUGUAACUGGCGCACGUGCGCUGCUGCAAUGUGCGAGCAUUGGAGCAGAGGCAUCUGCCCAGUAUGACGAUGCAGCAGUGCGAUGGGAACAGCGGCAGGACUGGCGCAUCAUCUUCCAUGUCGCAGAGGUGGACAUGGCGCUCUUCGGCGUGCUUCUCCAAGGGACCGCUCUGCACGAUGCACUUGCCCAGUGCAACGGCGCCUGCGUCGGUGACGACGGCAGCGAAACCCGACUUGUCUGGGAUGAGGUUGCAAGCAGCAUCGUCGCUGUCGCGUCGCAGGAGCGCGGCGCGCAACUGUCCCUCUACAGCUUCCUGCGCUGCCUGGACGCGCUUGCUGCCGGGAUGCGGGGCAAUGUGCAGGCUCUCUGGUCCAACCGUCUGCGCCAGCUGGCGCACGAACUACUUGAGCGUGUGGACGGCCAUGUGCAAGACGCGAGGUGGCGGCCAGCCGACAGCGCAGCCGCGAUGAGGACGUUUUCGGCUUUGGUGAUGGUUGGUGCGCUCCAUUGCAACUCCAAUGACGGGUCCCUGGCCACCACGGCUGCGCCCCACGUUCGCGACGCGGCGGACACGCUCCUUCUACGGCGAAUGGUGGACCCUCAGACACUGCAUCUUCUGACGCGGGUGACAGCAGCCUACCUACCGGCUUUGUGUGAUCUCCUCCUCCCCCUAGGUGUGCAGCUACUCGACGAUGCUGCGUGCACAGGCGAACUCAUCGCGAUUCACUGCCCGGUGCCUAGCGGUUACCCCACAGUGACGUCGGCGUCCGUGGAGGAGAGUCGCUGUCUGCUCCGCAUUGCAACGCUUCUCAUGCGCAAUCAGCGUGAGAGCUGGGCAACCCCGACGCCGACAUUCACGUCCAAGGAAGGUCGCACGCGGCGUGCAAGUGACGACCACAGUCCCGCUGGCCAAAAGCCCACCAUCCCACCCUACCCUAUGCGAGGACAGCCCCACAUGUCGUCGUACACCUCCUGCGGCACAGGACGCUCAAAUGGCGGCGCCGACAGGGCCGGGCUGUUAGAUGUACUGCUUGGCUUCUAUCCGGAGGCGCCGGAGCUGUUAGCGGCGCGGACGGAGCUCAUCCACGCUGUGGCACGAGGCCCCGGCGCUGCCGAUGCACAACCGGAGCUCCUCGUUGCCCGUGCCUCCGCGUUCGUGGGCGCUGCGUCACUGACUGAGGUAGCGAUGUGCGCGAGUGACCUCCAGGCCUCGCUUUUGCUGAGUCUGGCAACGCUCGGGUGUCGUCCGUGCGUCGGACGACAAGAGCUGCGUGCCAUGCUGGAGGGCCAGUGCCGAGUGUUGUGCAGCCGUCUACAGCAAGCAGGCUUCAGCGACUCCACUCGAGCGCCAGUUGCAUUAUGGUCAGCUGAGGCGGCAGAGGAGGAGGGUGAUGUUCUCGGCCCGGCAAUCUCGGAGACAGCAUCCGGCCGCGACGGCGACGACGACGCGGGCCUGCUGCUCGACACACUGCAGGAAGUGUUCAUCCUAUUUGUUGUGCGCAUGUUAUGGCACGGCGGUGCGGAGUCGGGUCCUUCUCAGCCGUUGCCAUCACCGUCGUCGCAGGCGUCUACCACCGAUGCCGCGGCCGAUCGUUUUUUCUCUGAGGCACACGCGCACGCGCUCAUGAUGUGCGUGGAGGAUAGUGUGGGGUUGCGGGAAGGUGUGCGCCAGCUCCUCUUCGACCUUCACACGCAGUAUCGCGUGGACGUGCGUGGCUUCCUGACGCUUCUCCAAAGCGAGAAAGACGACGUGCCGCGACAGCGACCGCAGCAGGCACAGGCCCCGUCGUCCGCGCUCUUCGCCGCUGCCGUGUUGAGCGUGAUCCUUUACGAUGGAGACGAGCCCGGGCUCUCGACGGCACAAGCCGGUGCGGCAUCGCCGCUUGGUACGUAUAUGCACUCUCUUCGCUCAGUGCAUUGGCUCACCGACACCUCGUCACAGGAAGCAGGCGUGCCUUUCUCGGUCGGACUGCUCUUGAGGUCGGUAUUCCGUGUGGCACGAAGGGAGCUCCUGUCCCUCGAUGGCCUUCAGCACCCCCAAGAGCAGCCGGCGGAUGCAGCGCUGGCCACCACCGCCACAUUUCCCGCAGUCAUUGGAGGUCUGCACUUCGUCUGUGACGAGCUGGCAUUUCAGCAGCGCGGCUUGCAAGGCGGCACUUUGCCGGUGCGGCGCGUGGGAGAGGAACUCGCAGCCAGAGAGGACGUUCCGGUUUCGGCCCCCGACUCGUCACCAGGUGUGGCGCUUUCAAUUUGCGUGUUGCGUGAGCACCUCGUACCGCUUCUCCUCCGCACCAAUAGCAGCAGUGUGGCGCACCGCAAGAACCUGUCCAUGGCCGUCGCUGCCCUCCAGUACUCCACAGUGCUCCUGCGGCUGAUGUCUCUCGCGCUGUGGCCCCUCGCACCGGCGACGUGCACGUCAGUGGACGCAGUACUGACCGAGUAUGCCAUGAGCCGCGCUCGCCAGCUUCUAGCGCUCACAACAGCUGAACUGACGCGCGCUGACGGCGCCGCCCGCAAGCUUCUUUAUCCCCUUCUGCAGCUGCUGUACCUGCUGCUCAUGCGCGCGCACAAGGUCGAUGUGGUGCGCCGCUAUGGCACCGACUUGCUUUUCUUUGCCUUCAGAGCAAGACACGCUGCCAUAACACGCGCCCACCUGAUCGUCUUUGGAGAAGUGGAGCAGGGUGCUCUGACAGACUCUGAUGAAGACAGCGCGCAGGUCUGCGUCAUUGCGUCCAUUGUGUACAUCAUGGCUCAACAAAUUGCCGCCCCAAGGCGAAAAGGGGCGACGGGGGAUAAUGAGGUAAGGAGUGUCGAGGACGUUGCUCGUGCGGCCUCCGGCGGCGCCGCAGCAGUCGGCGGAGGGGGGCUAGAGCCACCGUCGCGGAAAGACAUGCCGUGGCAUGUGUGGGUCCCCGUCUUACGGUACUACUGGUGCUUUCGGACCGCCGUUAGCCGCACCGCCAACGACCAUGUCGUGCGUGAGCAACGGCGAAGCGUGCUGCGCAUACUGGUGUCCGGCGUGGAGUAUGUAAUUCGACUCUGUGGGGUUUCGCACCUGGCGUGCUGCAGCCACAGCGCAGCUCACGUUGGCAAAGACCCCGACCGAGAUGAGCGGCAAGCCGCAACUAUCUUGAUUGACUGGUGCACUGAGCUGAUCUUCACCUCUUGGAGGAGCGGCGACGAUUUCAAUGACGCGCACCCCAACGGCACAAUCGUUGCGGCGCGCCUGCUAUACCUUCUCUUCUACCGCUUUCGUGCGCUAGCUGCGAACUCUGUGUGGUUCAACGCCCUCGCCCUGAGCUGCAUGCGUCAGACAGCGCCGUCGCGGCUGCUACGGCUCCCACUGGCCGCUGAAGGGUGGCUGCUCGCCGCGAUCAUUCAAGUUCUGCCCUACGUGCAGCAUUCGCGCGCAUAUGGCAACUAUGUGAAGGGAAGCGCUGCCAAGUUCUUUGAGAAGCCGGAAAUUGCGGUGCGCGUAAAACUGUUGCCGCACCCUCCACCAAAGGAGGCGGCAACGGCAGGUGCAGCACGCCUUGUUGAUACUUCUGGCGGUUGGGCUGAUGUGUCGGCUGCGGAGCCCGAGCUCAGCUGCGUCCUUCGCAUUCUCGUGACGGCGUGUCGGCAAUACGAGUUGUCCCAGCACCGCUUGCGCAGCAGCAGCAGCAGCAGCAGCCUCGAGGUGAUCGUUCCGCUGGGCUUGCAGUUUGUGGAGGAGGCUCCUAUACGUGACUGCCCUUCUGUUCUGGAGUACGCCUUCCCCUACACAGUCCCCUUCACGACAACCGCGGCACCACCUCUCCUGCUCGUCUUUCGCUGCUUUGCCGACCAGAUCCACGCGUGA